Molecule: messenger RNA, 14120 nt
Organism: Gymnodraco acuticeps
Lineage: Eukaryota; Metazoa; Chordata; Actinopteri; Perciformes; Bathydraconidae
Gene: lrp2b
Product: low density lipoprotein receptor-related protein 2b
Molecular function (GO): protein binding; calcium ion binding
Source: RefSeq, a predicted model, not a curated record
AUGGACCUAAAAGGUCUUCAUCUUCUGUUUCUCCUACUGCUGUCCCAAGGAAUUCAUCUUGCUCAAGGAAGUUGUGGCAGUGGAGAGUUUCAAUGCACUUCUGGACAAUGCAUCAACAAAGCUUGGAGGUGUGAUGGGACUAAAGACUGUGCAGAUGACUCAGAUGAGCUGAACUGUUCACCUCCAUCAUGCACCUCGCAGGAGUUUAAGUGUGUAACAAGCGGCGAAUGCAUCUCUUCGGGAUUUGUCUGCGACGGAGAGGAAGAUUGUAUUGAUGGAACAGAUGAACAAAGAACUUGUGGUGGGCGGACCUGCAGCCCGGACCAGUUCACCUGCCAGGAGGGCCAGUGUGUCCCCAGCAAAUACAGAUGUGACCACGUAAAGGACUGCGUGGACAACUCUGAUGAGAACAACUGCAACUAUCCCCCUUGUACUGAGAAGACGUGUGCCAAUGGGGCCUGUUACAACAACACUCAGCACUGCAAUGGGCUGCAGGACUGUAGAGAUGGCUCUGAUGAAUUCAACUGCACGACACAGCACUGUCCCAUCCACCAGUAUGAGUGUGCAAACGGCUACUGUAUCCCUCGUCCGUUUGUCUGUGACCACUGGGAUGACUGCGGGGACAACAGCGAUGAGCAAGGCUGUGCGUACCAGAGCUGUAGUGGCGGUGAGUUCACAUGUUCGAGUGGCCGCUGUAUUCCUCAGCGCUGGGUGUGUGACGAGUUCAACGACUGUGGGGACUUCAGUGAUGAGAGAGGAUGUGAUAGUAACUCUGGAUCCUGUUACCCUGGUGAGUGGGGAUGCCCGGGCUCGACAUUAUGUAUACCAGUGGGCAAAGUGUGUGACGAAAAACCUGACUGUCCUGGAGGAACCGAUGAGACCAACUCCACAGCACAGAAAACCUGCAGCCUGGACCAAUGCUCUGCCUUGAGUUGUGAGUACCUGUGCCACCCGUCUCCUCAGGGGGGGGGCUGCUACUGCCCAGAUGGUUUCACUGUAGCCAAUGACAGCCGUUCCUGUGUAGACUAUAAUGACUGUCAAAUCUGGGGGAUCUGUGACCAGCUGUGUGAAGAUCGUCUUGGGACACACCACUGUAGCUGUGCUGAUGGAUACUUCUUGGAGCAGGGUCACGUGUGCAAAGCCAAUGUGUCAGCUGGAUUGCCACAGCUCAUUUUCACCAACGGGGGUGAUGUGAUGAUGGCGGAUAUACAUGGACGCUUUGUCAGAACUCUGGUGCCGUCCCAGGGCAAAGGUUAUGCUGUAGGUGUGGCAUAUCACUGGCACAGCGACACAGUCUUCUGGAGUGAUACAAACACCAAAAAGGUGUACUCUGUGAACUACAAUGGGGGGAACAUUAAGGAGGUUCUGACUGCUGCAGUCCAGAAUGUGCAGAACCUCGCUGUGGACUGGAUCAACUUCAAACUCUACGUCCUAGAGGCCAUGAUGGAGCGUAUCGACAUGUGCGACUUUGAUGGAGGGAAUCGGGUCACACUGGUGGCUGAAAACCUGCAGACUCCUCACGGCCUGGUCCUGGACCCCACAGUGGGCUACAUGUUCUUCACAGACAUGGGCGUUUCCAGUGAGCAGAUGAAGCUCGAACGCGCCUUCAUGGACGGCAGCAAUCGUAUUGAGCUGGUGAAGAAGGGACUUGGCAUUCCAACAGGAAUCACCUUAGAUAUCGUGACUCAGAGGGUCUACUGGUCCGACAGCCACUUUGACACGGUGGAGACUGUCACCUACAGCGGUCUGGACAGGAAAAUGGUACUAAAUGGUGCAACCCAGGCUCCACAUCCAUUUGGAAUUGCUGUGUUUGAAAACAACGUGUUCUUCACGGACUGGACCAAGAUGGGUGUGGUGAGAGCCAACCGGUUCAACGGCAGCAACCCAGCUCUCCUCUAUCGCACCGCUAAGCGCCCCGGCCAUGUUGUAGUGUCACACCCUGCCCUGCAACCCGUUGUGAUGAACCCCUGCGGCCGACACAACGGAGGCUGUCAGCAGAUUUGUGUGUUGAGUCACCGCUCCGACAAUGACGGUCUGGGCUUUCGCUGCAAGUGUAGCCAUGGUUACGACCUGCAUUCAGACCGCCGGACCUGCUAUAAGGUGAAGGACUUCCUGUUGUUGGCCACCUCUCUGGGGGUGCGGGGGAUCCCACUGAACUUGUCCCUGCAGGAGGACAUCACCCUGCCCCUCUCUGGGCUCGGGACGUCUUUCUCUGGCUCAGCUGUGGAGUUUGACGGCAAAGAGGAAGCCAUUUUCUACAACGACAGGUCCAGAGGCCUCGUCUAUAAGUCCAACCUCAAUGGCACUGUCCAACAGAUCUUAACGGGCUACAGAGUGGGAAUAAUUGACGCCAUGGCUUACGACUGGACCUCUAAGGUCUUGUUUUGGACCACGAGCACUUACAAGUCGGUGGUGGCCUUCAGAGUCGCAGACAAGUCAAGACGAGACGUUGUGACGGGAUUAAGGAACCCAAAAGGAAUCGCAGUGCAUCCCAGUGCUGGCUACUUGUUCUGGUCUGACUGGUACCGUCCCGCGGUCAUCAUGAAAGGCUUCACAGACGGCAGUAACGCAGUUCCUCUGGUCAACACAACGCUGGGAUGGCCGUAUGGACUUUCUGUUGACUAUGUGAUGGACCGGCUGUACUGGGUGGAUUACCAGUUGGAACAGAUUGGUCACAUUGGCAUCGAAGGAUACGACAGACAAACAUUUACCAAUAUCGGCCAGAUCACACAACCCUACUCUCUAACUAUCUAUUCAGACUACCUGUAUGUAGCUGAUAUAAGGACCAAAGGAGUAUUCGAGAUGAGGAAGAGGGAUGGAGGAGGAAACAUCAUGAUCAGACAAGGAGUCACCGGCAUCAUGAACGUCAAGGCCUACACAGCUGACCUGCACAGCGCUAUCACCAGCCGCUGCAAUGUGGUGGCCAACGGGCUCUGCAGCCACUUCUGUUUCCCGACCCCCUCCUACAGCCGAGUGUGUGGCUGUCCAUAUGGCAUGAAACUUCAGGCCAAUCAGAGGGACUGCAUCAAAGACGAUUCUGUCCCCCCACCUGAUAACAACUGUGGAGACCUCGCCUUUGAGUGUGAUGAAGGACGCUGCAGGCCCAACUCCUACCGCUGUGAUGGAAUUAGUGAUUGUGUUGAUAAGUCUGAUGAGGCCAACUGCACCGAUACAGGAGCGACCUGCUCUCCGAACGCGUACACCUGCAACAACAAGCACUGUAUCCAGUCCGGUUGGCGCUGUGAUGGCAUGGAUGACUGCGGGGACGGCUCUGAUGAGACGAACUGUCCCACUCGUCUUCCCACCACGUGUGACCCCAGCUACUUUACCUGUGAUAACAACAGGUGUAUCUCUCAAAUGUGGUUGUGUGACGGUGACAACGACUGCGGCGACGGCUCGGAUGAACACAACUGCAAUUCGACCAUCACUACAUGCUCUCCAAACUACUUCCUGUGUCCCGACCACCGCUGCAUUUUCAACUCCUACGUGUGUGAUGGAGACCAGGAUUGUCUUGAUGGCUCUGAUGAGAAAAACUGUGAGUACGCCUGUGCCUCCCAUGAGUUUGCCUGUGCCAGUGGGGACCAGUGCGUCAGUUCCAGAUAUCAGUGUGACGGAGUGUUUGACUGCAGGGACCAUUCUGACGAGCGAGACUGUCCCACCCGAGGUCCAGGCCUUUGCCACGAUGAGGAGUUCCAGUGCCAGACGGAUGGUUUCUGCAUCCCAAAGGAGUGGGAGUGUGACGGCCAUCCAGAUUGCGAGGACGCGUCUGACGAACACAACUCCUGCGCCCCUAUCACCUGCAAGCCCAACUAUUUCCAGUGUACCAACAAGAUAUGCAUCCCAGCAAGCUGGUUGUGUGACGGCGACAACGACUGCCGGGACAUGAGUGAUGAGCAGAACUGCCCCACCCCUCCAUUCAGCUGCCCCUCUGGACAGUGGCAGUGCCCCACGGACCUGCUGUGCAUCGACCUGGACAAGGUGUGCAACGGCCAGAGGGACUGCCCCAAUGGAGCCGAUGAGUCGCCUAUUUGCAACCAAGACGACUGUGGGCUGAACAACGGGGGCUGCAGUAACGGCUGUGUCCAAGGACCGUUUGGGGUUCAGUGCACCUGUCCGUCAGGAUUUCAGCUUCUCAACGACUCCAAGACCUGCGAAGACAUCGACGAGUGUCUGAUCCCAGGUUUCUGCAGCCAGCAGUGCUUCAACGAGAGAGGAAGCUUCCGGUGCUACUGCUCAGAGGGUUACAUCCUAGAGCCUGAUGGGCGCACCUGUAAAGCUGCAGACCCAGGAGCAGCUACACUUCUGGUGGCCAAGCGAAGCCAGAUCAUCGCCAAUCGGAUCAACAUGAGACCCCCCCUGUUGCGCCCAGUUGUCAGCGGUUCAAGCAUCGUGACUGUGGACUUUGAUCGUGUAACUUCCAGAAUAUACUGGGCAGAUGCCUCGCAGAAGAAGAUAUGGAGUGCCUUCCAGAACGGCACCGACAGACGGGAAGUGUUCUCCACCGGUCUGAUGGUACCAGAGAGUAUAGCUGUGGAUUGGGUGGGGCGGAACCUUUAUUGGACCGACUCUGUGAUGGAGAACAUUGAGGUCUCAACUCUGGACGGUCGCUUUAGGAAAGUCCUUCUCACCAAGAAUGUUACCAGCCCCCGGGGACUGGUUUUAGACCCCCGUAACUACACCAACCUGAUGUUCUGGUCCGACUGGGGUCAGAACCCCAGGAUCGAGCGGGCCGACAUGGAUGGAGCCAUGAGAAAAGUCAUCGUCAGCACCAAACUCUACUGGCCUAACGGCCUCGCCCUGGACUACACCACCCGCAGGGUCUACUUUGCUGACGCCUACCUCAAAUAUAUUGACUAUUGUGACUAUGAUGGCAAUAACCGCUAUCAGGUUAUGGCGAGUGACAUGGUUCUCCAGCACCCUCAUGGUAUGACCAUCUUUGAGGACAACAUCUACUGGUCGGAGCGCUACACCAGCAAAGUGAUGAGGACGAACAAGUUCCACGGUGGCAACAUCACCACUCUGAUGACCAAUGUCUACCAGCCAAUGGGCAUCGUAAUGGACCAUCCCAUCAAACAGCCCACAGCCAUCAACCCAUGCAGAGAGCACCUGUGCACUCAGCUGUGUCUGCUGGCAGGCCUCAGACCCAGGUACUACACCUGCCAUUGUCAGUCUGGCUGGAAGCUCGAUGCCGACAAACGCACCUGUGUCAAAGAUGACACUCCCUUCUUGAUGGUGGUGAGAGAUUCUGUGAUUGUUGGCAUUCCCCUGGACCCCGCUGACCCUUCCAACAAUGCAAUGGCCCCAGUGUCCGGCAUCAGCCAGGGGCGGGACAUCGACUUCGAUGACCAGCUGCAGUUCAUCUAUUGGGUCCAAAGCACUGGUUCUAUAUGGCAAGUGAAGACCAGCGGUACCAACAGGUCUGAGUUUGCUCCAGCUGCUUUCAUGGGCUCGCCGUCUGGUCUGGCUUUUGAUUGGAUAGGCCGGAUUAUGUAUUACACCAAUCCCACUGUGAAGACCAUAGAGGUCAUCCGUGUGGAUGGAGUCCAGCACUACAGGAAGACCCUCAUCACCUUCACUGGUAAACCUGAGGGAGCAGGAGAGCCCAUUGGAAUAGCUCUGGAUCCAGCCCGAGGGAAAUUGUUUUGGACAGAUAAGGGGUCAGACAAUGGAGUUCCCCCAAAGGUUGGCAGUGCUGAUAUGGACGGGGGGAACCCCAGGAACCUCUACACAGAGAACCUGGCCAACAUAGGAUACAUCGCUGCUGACAUCUCCACCAGGAAACUCUACUGGGGUGUUUCGGGCUCAGGGGUGAUUGAGAGUGGUACCAUGGAUGGAGUCACCCGGAUGGCGGUGGUGAACGGCCUGUCCCACCCAUGGGGGCUGACGAUCCACCAGAACCAUCUCUACUACACCGACCUGGACUACGAGGUCAUCGAGAGGGUGGACAAGGACAAUGGGGCCAACAUGGUGGUGAUGAGGAGCGGCAUGUCUGGCCUGCGCGCCCUAAAAGUGCACGCCAGAGACAAUUCAGCAGGGACCACCAACGCCUGCAGCUCCAACAACGGGGGCUGUCUCCACCUCUGUCUUCCAACACCAGACAAUAAGAAGACCUGUGCCUGCACUACAGGAUUCAACCCUUCUCCAGACGGCUCCCGCUGUGAACAAUAUGAGUCGUUUGCAAUUGUCUCCACAUCAAAGUACAUCCGUGGCUUCCACAUAAACAGCUCCGACCACUCUGAGGCUAUGGUGCCUGUCGGGGGACCUUCCUACUCCGUUAAAGGCAAGUUAGACCUCCAUAUUGAAUCUGGCUUUGUGUACUGGAGUGACAACAGCACCUCCACCUCAUACAGGGGCAUCUUCAGGGCCAAGACAGACGGAGGAAGAUACAGCACUGUCCUCAACUCUGGCAUUGGAAAAGGAGGCAUUCAGGGCUUCGCUGUAGACUGGAUUGCAGGUAACCUAUACUUCACCAAUGCCUUCGAAGGCGAGACAUUCCUGGAGGUGCUUGCCAUCAACACCACGUACCGGAUGAUUCUCCUCAAGUCUUCGCAGGACCAGCCUCGUGAUGUGGCUGUUAGCCCUAAACUCCGCUACCUCUUCUGGACUGACGGUGGCCAAACACCCAAAAUCGAGCGAGCCUCGCUGGACGGCACAAACCGCACUGUGUUGGCUUCAGAAAGCUUAGCGUCCCCUCGUGGCCUGACCAUUGAUUACACCAAUGAUUUCCUCUACUGGACAGAUGACGUUCUUGAUAUGAUCUCCAGAAUGGCCGUAGACGGCACACAGAGACAGAUUGUUCGGUACGGGAGCCGGUAUCCAUUUCCAACAGGGAUGGCUAUAUUUGGAAACUACAUGCUGUGGGUGGAUAAAAAGCUAGGGAAGCUCCUACAGGCCAGUAAGGACCCGGCCAAUACCGACCAGCCAGAGGUUAUUUUGGACAAUCUUGACGGGCUGAUGGAUGUCUCUAUCUUUGAUGCUCAUGUCCAGCCGACAUCUGCCAACCAGGUGGGCUUCAACCCGUGUCAGGAAGAUAACGGACGCUGCCAGCAGCUCUGCUUCGCCCUGUCAGGCCAGGAGGCUCCGAAAUGUGGCUGUGCUCAUGGGUCACUCCUUAAUAACGGAGUAACAUGCGGUUACGGACAGGACGAGUUUCUAGUUUUCACCACAGACUCCACGCUGAAUAGCAUGAGGUUAGAUCCUGCAGAUCACAGCACCCCCUAUCCAACCGUGAACUUAGGCUACAACUUGAUGGCUUUGGAUUAUGACUUCAAAGAAAAGAGAAUUUUCUUCACCCAGAGUAUGGGAAUUGGUCGGAGCAGAAUUGGCUACGUCACCACAACAUCCAUCACCACCCCGCCUGUCAUUCUGGCUACAAAUUUGGAUGACCCAGAGGGAUUGGCGUAUGAUUGGGUCAACAAGCGUCUCUACUUCACUGACUACUACAGCCGCACUGUCCAAUCUAUGGGGGUGGAUGGGAUGAACCGCUCAAUCAUUGCCCAUGCAAACCGUCCCAGAGGCAUCAUUGUUGACCCCUGCUACGGCUACCUGUACUGGACUGACUGGGGCUAUCCAGCUAAGAUUGAGAGGGCCACACUGGGGGGAAACUUCCAGACCUCCAUCAUCAACACCAGCCUGUCCACGCCCAACGGCCUGUCUCUGGAUUACGAGGAGAGGAUGCUCUACUGGGCUGACUCCUCAUUAGACAAAAUUGAGAGGGCCACUCUGACUGGGAAGAACCGACAAGUGAUCGUACAGGGGGCCCAGUACCCAUACGCCAUGACCGUCUUCAAACAGGAUAUCUUCUGGACCGACUGGACUGAGAGAGCCGUCUUUAGGGCAGGGAAGGACGAUGGCUCUGACUUUGCAGUGCUGGCCCAGGACAUGCAGUACCGACCAAACGACAUCCAUGUUUAUUCCGCGUCGACGCAGGAGAGCUGCAACAGCUCCUGUCAGCAGUUCAACGGAGGCUGCAGCAAUAUCUGUGUUUCUGGUCCACUGGGCCCUGAGUGCCAGUGUCCUCAUGAGGGGAAGUGGUACCUGGCCAACAACGGCAAAGACUGUAUCAAAGACACGGGGAAACGCUGCGAGCCAGAGCAGUUCACCUGUCUCAGCGGUGACUGCAUCUCAGCGCGCUGGAAGUGUGACGGCGACAACGACUGCUACGAUAACUCAGAUGAGCUGGAGAGAGUGUGUGCCUUCCACACCUGCUCCGCCAUGGACUUCACCUGUGACAAUGGCCGCUGCGUGCCGAUGAGCUACGCCUGUGACUACACGGACGACUGUGGGGACAACAGUGACGAACGAGGGUGCCCCUUCCCCACAUGUAACCCCUCCACAGAGUUCACCUGCACCAACGGGCGCUGCAUCAGUGCAGCCUUUGUCUGUGACGGACACAACGACUGCCGAGACAACACCACCUCCGACGAGAUCGACUGCCCUGACAGGACGUGUCCUGCAGGGCAGAUCAAGUGUGAACGCAACAACAUCUGCAUCUACCCUGAGAACCUGUGUGAUGGCUACAACAACUGUGGAGACAACAGCGAUGAGAAUCCUCUCUUCUGCGCGGGUCGCACAUGCUCUCCGGAUCAGUUCAGCUGCGAUGGAGGGAAGUGUAUCCCAGACUUUUGGGUGUGUGAUUCCGUCCGAGACUGCAAUGACGGGACAGAUGAACCUCUUUCCUGCAAGGAUCAAAUCAAAACAUGCGGCCCAAGCCAGUUCACCUGUACAAAUGGAAACUGCAUCCCCCAGUUAUUGAUCUGCGAUGGCAACAACGACUGCUGGGACGACAGUGACGAGGCUCCAGAGCUACAGUGCGGCCAACGCACCUGCAGUUCGGACCAGUUCACCUGUCUGACCUGGUUCCCCGGCUACCCGCGCUGUGUGCCGUUAAGCUUUGUGUGUGAUGGGGACAAAGACUGCGCCAACGCGGCCGAUGAGCUCCAGAACUGCCCCAACCGCACCUGCCACAUGAAUGAGUUUGUCUGUUCCAACGGGCUCUGCAUCUUCCUCCCCUACCACUGCGACCGUGUGAAUGACUGCGGGGACGGCAGUGAUGAGUUGGGCUGUAGCUAUGACACCUGCAGCAGCAGCGAGUUCACCUGCAGUAACGGCGCCUGCACCCCCGCCUCCUUCGCCUGCGACGGGGAGAGCGACUGCAUGGACGGCUCGGAUGAGGCCGACAGCUUGUGCGUCACGACCCAGCCCACCUGUGCUCCCACGCAGUACAUGUGCAAGUCAGGAGAGUGUAUCGACAUCAACAAGGUGUGCGACGGACAGAAGGACUGCCAGGACAACAGCGACGAGAAAGGAUGCGGAAUCAAUGAGUGCCGUAGCCCGUCAGUCCACAAGUGUGCGCAGCUGUGCACCGACACCCUCACCGGGUUCUACUGCUCCUGCAACGCCGGCUACCGACUCAUGCCCGAUGGCAAAGCGUGCGAGGACCUCGAUGAGUGUACCAGCACACCCGCCGUCUGCAGCCAGAUCUGCGAGAACACUGUCGGGUCGUACCACUGCAAAUGUGCCCCGGGGUACCUCCGUGAACCGGACGGACGCACCUGUCGUCAGAACAGUGGCAUUGCGCCCUACCUGUUGUACAGCAACCGCUACUACAUCCGAAAUAUAACCACCGAUGGGUCACAUCUGAGUAUCGUCCUCCAGGGGCUCUCCAAUGUAGUGGCUUUAGAUUUUGACGACCAAGAGAAGAGGCUUUAUUGGGUGGACGCGGGGACGGGGAAGAUUGAGAGGAUGCGUUUUGACGGGACUGACAGGGAGACGGUGAAAGACGAUGCAAGAGGAGUUGAAGGCCUGGCGCUGGACUGGGUGGGCAGGAAGUUGUACUGGGUGGACGGUUAUUACGGAUCGGUUCAUGUGAUGGAGCUGGAUGGGCGCUACCAGAAGAGACUGCUGUCAGGAGAAUUCACAGAAGGAAAUACGACUUAUCUCAUCAGCCGACCUCGUGCUGUGGCUGUUAACCCGAAAUAUGGAUGGCUGUACUGGACUGACUGGGGUGACACAGCAUAUAUCGGCAGAGUCGGCAUGGAUGGAAGCAACAUCAGUGCCAUCAUCACAACCAAGCUGGAGUGGCCCAACGCUCUGACCAUCGAUUACACCACCAACAAGAUCUUCUUCGCUGAUUCCCACCUGAACUUUCUGGAUUUUGCCGACAUGGACGGCAAGAACCGCCACCGGGCCAUUGCUGGUACACUUCCUCAUGUCUUUGCUGCUUCCCUGUUUGAGGACUGGGUCUACUGGACGGACUGGAACACACACACAGUGGAGAAGGCUCACAAGUACACAGGAGAGCAGCGCACAAUCAUGGGCAACAACACGCAUCGGCCCUAUGACAUCCGCGUCUCCCACCCCUACAGGCAGCCUCGCAGUGAAAACCCCUGCUCCUCCCAUUACCUGACCUGCAGUCACCUGUGUCUGGUUGCCCCCGGCGGGGAGAGAGCUACCUGCCAGUGUCCAGAUCACUUCAUCGGCCUCGCUGUGGGCUUCAAGAUCCAGUGUGUCGCCGACUGCUCAAGCACGCAGUUCAGAUGCGGGGACAACGAGAAGUGUGUUUCUAUAUGGUGGAAGUGUGACGGCCAGUCAGAUUGUGGUGACGGCUCAGAUGAACCUCAGACCUGCCCGCCUCGAAUCUGCCCCAUCGGCCAGUUCCAGUGUCAGGAUGGAAACUGCACCUACCCCGGCUUCCUCUGCGACGGCCACUCCGACUGCCCUGACAGCUCAGAUGAGGAUGCAGCUCUCUGCAGUGACCACCGAUGCCAGGAAAACCAGUUCCAGUGUAAGAACAAGAAGUGCAUCCCAGUCUCCUGGCACUGCGACGGAGUGAAUGACUGUGGAGACGGCAGCGACGAAGACGCAGACAUGUGCUCCCAGAGGACCUGCACACCGGGACAGUUCCAGUGUGCUAACGGACGCUGUCUGCCGUCCAGCUACGUGUGCGACGCCCAGGACGACUGUGGGGACGGAUCUGAUGAGCCGUAUGAAACCUGCAUGGGUCCGGACUACAAGUGUGAUGCGGACACUGAGUUCUCCUGUAAGACAAACUACCGCUGUGUCCCUCAGUGGGCUCGCUGCGACGGCACCAACGACUGCAUCGACAACAGCGACGAGCAGGGCUGCGAGGAGGUGACCUGUGAUCCUCUGGGAGAUUUCCGAUGUGACAACCACCGCUGUGUCCCCAUCCGCUGGCAGUGUGACGGCAGCGACGACUGUGGGGACGGCUCAGAUGAAAGGAACUGCCAGCCGAGGCCUUGCUCUGAGAGUGAGCAUCGAUGUGACGACGGACAGUGCAUUCCUGGAAACUGGGUCUGUGACCAUGACAACGACUGUGGGGACAACUCGGAUGAACGGGACUGUGAGUUGCAGACGUGUCGCCCAGGAUCCUUCCAGUGUGACUCGGGUCACUGUGUCCCCGCCGCUCUGCAGUGUGACGGCCGGCCCGACUGCCAGGACCUGUCGGAUGAGACCAGCUGUCCUACUCGUUACCCAGGAGGCCGUUGGUGUCCUCAGAGUGAGUUCCAGUGUGCGAACCGUCUGUGUGUGAGCCAGAGCUGGGUGUGUGACGGAGUAGAUGACUGCGGGGACCGCUCCGACGAACAGCUCACUUUAUGCUUGAACGUCACCUGCGAGCUGCCGUUCAGGUUCCGCUGUGCAAACGGCUACUGCCUCUACUCCGGUUUGAUGUGCAACCAGAAGGACGACUGUGGGGACGGCAGCGACGAGAAGGAAGAACUCUGCCGCGAGCCCACGCUGCCACCCUGCACUUUGGAAGAGUUUAAAUGCACCAACGGACACUGUGUGGCCCUGCCGUACGUCUGUGACCACAACGACAACUGUGGAGACCGCACCGAUGAAUUAGGCUGCAAUUUUGGCCACGAUCGCAACUGUGAUGAGAAGCUGUGCCAGCACGAGUGCACCAACCUGAACGGCACCGGCUUCAUCUGCUCCUGCCGGCCCGGAUACACCGUGGACCCAGUCAGCACCUACACCUGCAUGGACAUCGAUGAGUGUGAGGUGUUCGGCACCUGCCCUCAGGUCUGUAAGAACACCAAGGGUGGCUACGACUGUGAGUGUUCCCAAGGCUACCGGAAAGUGGGCAACGGAAACAUGUGCGAGGCUGAGGGAACGACCCCCCUGCUGCUUCUUCCGGAGAACAUUCGUAUCCGGAGGUUCAACCUGCAGACGGAGGCCUACCACGACUUCCUCCGAGAAGAGGAGCACAUCAUGGCUCUGGACUACGACUGGGACCACAACGACACCGGACUCAGUAUGGUGUACUUCACUGUAGCCGGUAAGGACUCUGCAGCGGGGGCCAUUAAGAGAGCGUACAUCCCCUCAGUGGACGAUGGCAGCAACAACAUCGGUGCUGCUGUCGACCUCGGCAUCAAAUACAUCACCACACCAGACGGCAUCGCUGUGGACUGGGUGGGCAGGAACCUCUACUGGGCAGACUCCAGGGUGAAGAGGUUAGAGGUGGCCAUGUUGGACGGACGCUACAGAAAACAACUAGUCAAGACUGAUCUGGGACAUCCGUCUGCUGUGGCCGUCAACCCACGACUGGGGAUGUUGUACUGGGCAGACCGUGGGGAAGCUGCCAAGAUCGAGUGCUCCUGGCUGGAUGGGCAGGAGAGGAAAGUCCUGGUGAGCGACGGCCUGGGUUGGCCGACUGGUCUGUCAAUCGACUUCACCAACGGCGACAGAGUCUACUGGUCUGACUCCAAGGAGAGCCGCAUAGAGUCUGUUCUGCCCUCAGGAGAGGGACGCAGAACUGCCGUCUACAUCGAUGUGAGGAACCCCUUCAGCGUGAGUGUGUUCGAGGAUCACGUUUAUUGGAGCACUCAGGAGAAAGGCGAGGUGUUUCGGCAGGACAAAUUUGGCCGCGGAUCAAAAACCAAGCUUCUGACCGGGGGGCCGUGGCUGACCCAGGUCUCUGUGUACCAGCAGCAGAGAUACAACUCUCUAGAUAUGAAGAGUCCGUGUAAGGGAACCUGCAGCCACCUGUGUCUGCUCCGGCCGGGGGGGUACACCUGCUCCUGCCCCCAGGGGACCGGCUUCAUCCCCGGCAGCCACACCGAGUGUGAUGCAGGUUUUGAUCCCCCGCCCACCAUGCCCCCACAGUGUCAGUGUCAAAAUGGAGGCACCUGUUACUUUGAUGACAACAAGGCUCUCUGCAAAUGUCCUCCAGAGUGGACGGGAGAUUACUGCCAGAAAAACAAAUAUGACGCGGUCACAUCCUCAAUUGGCAUAGCGAUCGGGGUGACAGUAUUGAUCGUGGUUCUGCUGGUCACUCUGGUCUAUGCUGCCAGGAAGAAGUCCAGCCUGUUCAGCCAUCUGCCCUCAAUGCCCAGUAUGCCCUCAAUGCCCUCAAUGCCCAGUAUGCCCUUGAUGCCGUCCAUGCCCAACCUGCCAAGCUUCAGAAAUAGUGCGUCUCCAAAUGCAUCGAGAACAGAGGAGAGUGAAGCGGGGCUGAAUUGUGAAGCGGUUCCCUGUAUGUUGGUGUCCAUGUUGGAAACAGACGUGAAGAGUUUUGAGAACCCGGCAUAUCAAGUUGAAGAACAACCUCCUUCCACGAGCGCAGUGGCAGCUACCUCUGCAAACGAGGAGAACGUGAUGAACCCUUUGUAUGUGGAGGAAGUUAAAGUUGUGGACGAGCCCUCGAGAAGUGCAAACACACCUACUGUCAACAUGGAGCCUUUUGAGAACCCGGCAUACGGCUCAGACGUGGAAGAUAUCGACGUCACUUCUACACAACAAACGGCUUCCAGCAUACAGCUGUUGGAACCCAUUGAUGAUGAGAGUUUUGGGUCUUUCCAAAACCCCACAUACGCUGAGCAAAGACCAGAUUCUGACAUUUGACUCGACCUCGUCAUCAGGGAUUAAACUGGAUGGCGUUCAGGACUGAAAACUCGUCAUUUCCUUUGGAGGGAGGACGCAAAACAAAUCAACCAAAACAUUUUGUAAAAGAAAGAAAAUGAAUUAAAUGAUUUCAUGUGAGAUUCAUUCAAUAAAUGAAUAGAAACUUGUAAUGUCUGUAUUUAUGAUUUGUUUUUAUUAUAUCCUUUUGUACAUUUUGAUUUUGAGAAGGUUGAAUAAAAAAACUGCUUUUAUCAUCA